Messenger RNA from Melanotaenia boesemani (Boeseman's rainbowfish), 3646 nucleotides. RefSeq names its product protein arginine methyltransferase 9 (gene prmt9). Bases 354 to 2903 code for a protein of 849 amino acids. NCBI's taxonomy places the organism in Eukaryota, Metazoa, Chordata, Actinopteri, Atheriniformes, Melanotaeniidae. The record is from RefSeq and is a predicted model, not a curated record. The transcript has 13 exons. Gene Ontology annotation, molecular function: protein-arginine omega-N monomethyltransferase activity; protein binding. Gene Ontology annotation, biological process: peptidyl-arginine methylation.
UGUUGUUUAACCGCAGCAUUAUCAGGCUGUUCAGGAUGAUAUUAGGAUGCGAGAUUCAUAGCAAAAUAAACUAAACAAACAAAAAAAUAACAUAAUUUUCUACUUUAAUAAGUCAAUGGGGACAACGCAAAUAUGAAGAGUUAUGUAGAUAAACAAUCGUAGCAAGUAUCAGAGCUGCUACUAAAACAUGGAAACGUAACAUUCCUCACAGCCAUGCUAAUGGUUAGAUGGUGGAUGUAACGAUCACGGUUUGCGUGUUAGGAAAAUUGCUAAGACCACUUGAAUUAACAGCCGUGGUCGCCUUCGCGUGUUUUCCACAUAUAAGCUAGACUGUCAUAUAAAAAACUCACAAGAUGCCUAAUACCAGUGCCAGGCCAAAGCAUGGGAGGAGAACCCGACGGCGACACAGAGUGGAUCCUGCCAGGGACGAGCUGAUCUCCAGUUCCCUAGAGAGUGCCCAACAGUGCCUGUUUAAUCAGGAUUAUGGAACAGCGUUUGUGCACUAUCUUCUCGUCCUCAACCUCGCACCUAUGUUCAAAGAGUUUGCAAGGGAGUCCUUCAGGUUUACUCUCUUCAAAUGGGCGGAAGAGUUGGACUCAGUGGGCCGCAUUCAGGACCUUUUUGACUGUUACGAGCAAGCCCUGGAAAUCUUCCCAGCUGAUGAGGUCAUCCUAAACAGCAUGGGCGAACACUUGUUCCGGAUGGGAUUUAGAGAUGAAGCUGCAGGUCAUUUCCACAAAGCCUUAAAGCUGAGACCUGACUAUCCAGAGGCCAGAGAGAACUUCUACCGUGUGGCCAACUGGCUAGUGGAGCGCUGGCAUUUCCUCAUGCUCAACGACCACGGGAGGAACCGGAAGUACCAGCAAGCCAUUCAAAAAGCCGUUCAAAGUGGUUGUAACACCGUACUUGACAUAGGAACUGGCACUGGAAUCCUUGGUAUGUGUGCAAAAAAAGCAGGAGCUGCAGAGGUGUACGCUUGUGAGCUGUCAAAGACGAUGUAUGAAUUGGCCUGCGAGGUGGUGACUGCUAAUGGAAUGGAUGGUUGCAUCAAGAUCCUCCAUAAAAAAUCCCUGGAGAUGGAAGUGCCGACAGACAUCCCACACAGGGUAUCACUGGUGGUGACAGAGACAGUAGAUGCUGGGUUGUUUGGAGAAGGCAUCAUAGAGAGUCUCAUUCAUGCCUGGCACCACCUGCUGCUGCCUCCAAAGAGAGAUGAGAGUGAAUUUGGAGACGAGUCCAACACAGGACGUGUUAUUCCUGCUGGAGCCACUGUGUUUGGUAUGGCUGUCGAGUGCCUGGAGAUCCGUCGACAUCACAGGCUCUGUGUGACAGAAGUGGGCGGUCUGUCCAUGGCUGAAGCUGGGAAGCUCCAUAGUCCGGUGAGCUGCAGCUCCGAUCCAGAUGACUCCAUGGAGCCAUACACCACAGAAAGACUCAGCAGGCUGCCGAGGGGUUACAAACCUCUCACAGAGCCAUUCACAGCCCUCACUAUAGAUUUCAACAACGUGCAGGAACUGGAAGGCCUGAGCUCCAGGGAGGUUCAAGAAAUCCGGUUACCUGUCACCCAGGAAGGAGAGCUGGAUGCUUUGGCAGUGUGGUUCCAGCUCCACCUGGACGAGGAGAGCAGUCUGUCUACUGGACCCCAGGAAGACACCUGCUGGGAGCAAGCUAUCUACCCUGUCCACAGCAACAAGAGUUUUCUGUUAAAGCCACAAGACGAGCUGAUUGUUGAAAUCUCCUGCCGGGACGCCUACCUGAGACUUAGCAGUGUUGCUGUGCUGAGAGAUGGUCAGAAAAUCUAUCUAGACAAGCGUGUGGAUUCGCAGUACUCUGAAAACCCUUUUCCAAACCUGAACCCAGAGGCAGAACUGUGCAGUGCAUUAGCAUGUCUUCAGACUAAUCAGAGUCAAAGCGAAGACUUCUGCAUGCUGGAAUGCUCUGAGAUGGCUCUCCUGAACAAUCAGGAUUACCAUCAGAGCUUUUGCAGUGCAUUAGCCAAGCUUAUCUCCAAACUGAAGGUUAAAUACCAAAACCAUGAGCAGGAAUCGGCUGAUCCUGCCGUGUCCACACCUGGCAGCAGUCUGCUUUACGUGCUGGAUGUGUCAGAGGGCUUCUCUCUGCUCUCCCUCAUCGCAUCCAGCCACGGUCACGUGAAAGCCUACAGCUCUAUGGAAAAGAAGAAGCAACAGGAAGUGCUGAAGAGACUGGCUCGCUCCAAUGGUAUCUCAGAGCAGCAUCUAGAGUUCUGGCUCAACCACAUGGAGGAUGAGCAAGGGAUGCUGCAGAGGCCAUCCCGGGAGAAACUGUGGAGCGCCAUAAUCCUGGACUGUGUGGAAACUUGUGGCCUCAUUCGGCAGAAACUCAUGGAGAAAGCUUCACUGGCCAGGUGUUUGCUGGAAGAAGGGGGACGUAUUUUCCCCGAAAAGAUUGUAGUGUAUGGCAUAUUGGUGGAGUCAGACACCUUGCUACAGGAAAGUGCUGUCCAGGGUCAGGAGCCAACACUGGGAUUCAACAUCGCUCCUUUCAUCAACCAGUUCACUGUACCAGUCCAUGUGUUUCUGGACUUUUCCACACUGGAGUGUAGACAUCUAAGUGAAGUUGCGGAGCUCUUUGUUCUUGACCUCAUGGAUGCCACUGCAAACUACACCAACAGAGACGUCAAGGUCCAGGCCAUGUCUGCAGGCAGAAUUACUGCAAUUCCGUUCUGGUACCACAUCCACCUGGACCAGGAGAUCAGUGUAAGCACACUCAGCCAGAACUCUCACUGGAAGCAGGCAGCUGUUGUUCUGCAGCAGCCCAUCGAAGUCCGAGCUGGAGACUGGGUCAACCUUGCCGUGAGGCUUCACAAAAGCACCAUCUCCAUCUCGGUCCAUAUAGAAAACACACCUGCACAGAUGGACUGAAAUUCUUUUAAACUGUAUUACUUUGUAUUAUUGUUAAAUAUCUUUAGAUUUUCUCUCACAGUCUUUGGGAAAUGAAUUAAAUUCUGUACAUUUCCUCACUGCCGUUAUUGAAAGAUUUCCCUUCCCUGGUAUCUUUCUAAUUGUUAUGUGACUCCUCAAGUUUUAGUGCUUUUCAAACACAAGAGGAUCUCUGAUUAGUAGAGAUUAAGUAGUAGCCUCCACAAUACAGGACAUGCUUUGUUAGAGCCUGUGGGACAAUGAUUUCUAGCCAUCAGAGAAUCUUUAAGUAAUAAUCUUUCUAGGUAUGUUAUGAAUUUCUGUGUCGUACUGUACAGUCAUAGGACGUUUAUAAAAGCUAGUAUUAAAAAAUCAAAGUAUAAAAUAUAAUUGUUUUCCUUUUAUUAUGAAUACAGUUGUUGUAAAGAUGAUCUGAUCCAAACAAUUUCACCAAUAAAUGUGACAUUUUCUUAACAAAUGAAAGACAGAGUUAUAUUACAGGUAAUUUGUUUUAUUGAUCAUUUAAAAUAUUAAACAUUACAUCAGAUCUGAUGUAAUCCUGCAACUUUUAUAUGUAAAAAAAAAAGGCAAUGCAACAUGCUUCAGUUGGACAUUGUGCAAAAUGUUAAUCUGAUUCAUGAAUUUUUUGACAAACAUAUCUUAAACUGUACAUUUAUAGCUAGUAUCCCUGAACAAAUCCAUGUGAGUCACAAUGAAAAAAAGAGCCUGAAAGGUUUCAGGGAAAA